AUGAACGGAACAAGUCCAACCUCGCGCUCUAAGCGCAAAGCUUCCUUCUCUCGCGAUGAACGACCCCAUAAGCAAUUUCGACAUAUGAACGGCAAGAUGUCUCCGAGCGAGAAUACCCCCGACGCUGAGCUGCCAGCCUUCUUGGAAGAGAACGAGCUAGCUACAGAUGAAGAGCUAGCAUCUGUUAUCUAUCCUCAAACCGCCCCCGAUACCGCCGAAUGGCAAGCUACUAUAGAGAAUGUUGUUAAGAAUGUUGUCUCUAUUAGAUUCUGCCAGACUUGCUCUUUCGAUACAGAUGCUGCCUGCGCAAGCGAAGCAACUGGCUUCGUCGUUGAUGCCGAGAAAGGUUAUAUCCUAACUAACAGACAUGUUGUUGGUGCUGGUCCUUUCUGGGGUUAUGUCGUGUUUGACAACCAUGAAGAAGUGGAUGCAUAUCCCGUCUACCGAGAUCCUGUUCACGAUUUCGGUAUCCUACGCUUUGAUCCCAAAGCUAUCAAUUAUAUGCCAGUAGCCGCUCUACCCAUCCGCCCAGAUCUGGCAAAAGUCGGAAUAGAAAUCAGAGUUGUUGGAAAUGAUGCUGGAGAAAAGCUUAGUAUCCUCUCGGGUGUCAUCAGUCGACUUGACCGUAACGCUCCUGAAUAUGGCGAGGGCUACAGUGACUUCAACACCAACUAUUACCAAGCAAACGCUGCUGCUAGUGGUGGCAGUUCUGGUAGUCCUGUCGUCAAUAUUGAUGGGUUUGCCAUAGCCUUACAAGCUGGCGGAAGAUCUGAUGGCGCAUCCACCGAUUAUUUCCUCCCCCUAGAUCGGCCCCUGAGAGCCCUUCGCUGUAUACAAGAAGGUAGACCAGUCGAACGAGGCACGAUCCAGUGCCAGUUUCUAAUGAAACCCUUUGAUGAAUGUCGCCGCCUAGGCCUGACGCCGGAGUGGGAAAAGGCAGUUCGUGAAGCUUUCCCCAAGGAAACCAACAUGCUUGUAGCUGAGAUCAUCCUUCCCGAAGGCCCAUCACAUCAGAAAAUCGAGGAGGGAGAUGUGCUCCUCAAAGUUAAUGGCGAGAUGAUUACACAGUUUAUUCGGCUAGAUGAUAUACUAGACUCGAACGUGGGCAAACCCAUCCGGGUUACUCUUCAGAGGGGAGGCGAAGACGUCGACAUUGACAUUGAGGUUGGAGAUCUUCAUGCCAUCACGCCUGACCGUUUCGCCACUGUCUCGGGAGCGAGUGUGCACAACCUAUCCUACCAGCAGGCCCGCCUUUAUGGCGUUCCCAUCCACGGCGGAGGUGUUUUCGUAUGCGAGUCAACUGGGUCGUUUCGCUUUGAUAGUGCAGAUAACGGCUGGAUGAUCCAAAGCGUCGACCAGAAGAAGACUCCUGACCUAGAUGCCUUCAUUGACGUCGUGAAGGAGAUCCCAGACAAGAAGCGCGUUGUGGUUACUUACAAACACCUCCGAGAUCUUCAUACCCUCAACACCACCAUCAUUAAUGUGGAUCGGCAUUGGUCAGCCAAGAUGCGACUAGCAGUACGAAAUGAUGUGACCGGUGUAUGGGACUUCUCGGAUAUUGCUGAUGCAUUGCCCCCUUUGCCCCCCGUGCGUCGUAAGGGUGCUUUCAUCCAGCUAGAGCAUACUUCUCACCCUGCCGUGGCUGAUUUGGUCCGCAGCUUUGUGCGCGUAGGCUGUACGAUGCCUCUCAAGCUGGAUGGAUUUCCUAGAAACAGGAAAUGGGGCAUGGGACUAGUUAUUGAUGCCGAGAAGGGUUUGGUGAUCAUCUCUCGAGCCGUCAUCCCUUAUGACUUGUGCGAUGUAUGGAUUACCAUUGCCGAUUCGAUCAUGGUAGAGGGUAAAGUGGUCUUCAUGCACCCACUCCAAAAUUAUGCCAUCAUCAAAUACGACCCGACGCUUGUUGAUGCGCCGGUACUAAGCGCCAAGUUCAGCAAAGACAGUAUUACGCAAGGCGCUUCGACUACUUUCAUUGGAUAUAACAGGAGUGGCCGUAUUGUGCAUGCUGCCACCACAGUCACCGAGAUGACUACCGUUGCCAUUCCUGCCAAUUCUGGUGCACCGCGAUAUCGGGCUACCAACGUUGAUGCGAUCACAGUAGAUACCAGUCUCAGUGGGCAGUGUGGAAGCGGAGUUCUCGUUGAUAAGGAUGGUACGGUCCAAGCCCUGUGGCUUACCUAUCUUGGUGAGAGAUCCUCUGGUUCAAGGGACGAGGAGUAUCACCUCGGCCUUGCAACACCGACAUUACUUCCUGUUAUAUCAGAGAUCCAGCAAGGUCGGGACCCGAAGCUGCGUAUGCUGCCGGUGGAGUUCCGAGCCAUUGCCAUGUCCCAGGCCCGCGUUAUGGGUGUCUCGGAGGAUUGGAUACACAAAGUGUUCGAUGCCAACAAGCAUAACCAUCAGCUAUUCAUGGUCUCCAAGUGUACAUUCGAGCGCAAUAACGGCCCAACCGUUUUGCUCGAGGGCGAUAUCAUCUUGACCCUCAAUGGAAACAUCAUCACCCGCGUGUCCGAGUUAGAUGUCAUGUACUCUCACGAAAUUCUUGACGCUGUCAUUGUCCGAGAGAGCAACGAGAUGCAAUUGCAAGUCCCAACUUCGCCAAUAGACAACGUGGAAACCACUCACGCUAUUUCUUUCUGUGGAGCGGUACUUCAUGUUCCUCACCUCGCGGUUAGACAGCAGAUCAGCAAAUUGCCCAGUGAAGUCUACGUAUCUGCUAGAAGUAGAGGUUCACCGGCUUACCAGUACGGCCUUGCGCCCACCAACUUCAUUACCCAUGUCAACGGCGAGCCAACACCGGAUCUCAAGGCGUUCUUAGAAAGCGUGGUUAAGGUCCCAGAUAACACUUAUUUCCGGCUAAGAGCUCUCACAUUUGACAACCAACCGUGGGUCAUAACGAUGAAGAAGAAUGAGCACUAUUUCCCGACAAUGGAAUGGAUCAAGGACGGGUCCGAACCGUGUGGCUGGCGGCGUAUCACGUACGAGAGCGGCAAAGCUGUCGAGGGUGAGCCGACGGAUGGUAUCUUACCUGUACAGGACAGGGAGGAUGUCGAGGAUAUAGACGACGACGGUGGGAUUUAG
Messenger RNA from Hypoxylon fragiforme, 3078 nucleotides. Its product is annotated as Pro-apoptotic serine protease NMA111. Gene Ontology annotation, biological process: proteolysis. Gene Ontology annotation, molecular function: protein binding; serine-type endopeptidase activity. The record is from RefSeq and is a predicted model, not a curated record. The transcript is spliced from 4 exons. Bases 1 to 3078 code for a protein of 1025 amino acids. NCBI's taxonomy places the organism in Eukaryota, Fungi, Ascomycota, Sordariomycetes, Xylariales, Hypoxylaceae.